Messenger RNA from Physcomitrium patens, 2802 nucleotides. RefSeq names its product arginine decarboxylase. The record is from RefSeq and is a predicted model, not a curated record. NCBI's taxonomy places the organism in Eukaryota, Viridiplantae, Streptophyta, Bryopsida, Funariales, Funariaceae. Gene Ontology annotation, biological process: L-arginine catabolic process; spermidine biosynthetic process. Gene Ontology annotation, molecular function: arginine decarboxylase activity.
CCUUACCGUUAAUAAGGCUUUGGGAACCAUAUUCUCUCUGCGGUCGCACUUCAUCGAAGUUAGCGUCCGUGCUUUCCUGUCUUCGGGGGUUGCAUUGUUUUGAUCUAUCCGUCAAUUUACGUUUUCAGUUCCGAGUCCCCUCUUUUUCAGAAUCGUAGAUUGCGAGGAGCGUAAGUAGGUUCGUGCCUGCUGCUUUCUCUUCUCCUAUCUGAAGCCCCAGGAAGCCCUGCUGGCGACCUCAAGCGUUCCGAAGUUCGCUACGACCGUGUCCUCAUUCUCUCUGGUUCUUCUCAGCUUUUAGAAAAUUGAUUCAGUAGCGGACGAGCCGAGGCUGCGGCCUCGGCUGCUAGCCAGGAGCGUGCUGCGCCGUAUUUUACUUCUAUCUGCCCGACGGAAAAAAUGCCCCCGCUAGCAGACCCCAUGCUCUUUGAUCCUUCUUUUGAGCUCACUAGUGCUCUCUGUGUGAAGUCUACAAAAUCAUGGUCUGUACAGAAAUCAUCCGACCUCUACCGUGUUGGUGGAUGGGGUGCCCCGUACUACAAGAUCAAUUCUCGCGGCAACAUGGCCGUACGACCCUUCGGUGCAAAAACUGCCCCCAAUGACGAGAUCGAUCUAAUGGAUACCAUCCGGGAGGUGGUGGCGAGCCAGGACAAUAUAACCAUGCCGCUGAUAAUCAGGUUCCCCGACAUUGUGAAGAAUCGGAUGGACACUUUGCAGUCAGCUUUCGACAGAGGCAUCGCACGUCACAGGUAUUCUGGACGAUUCCAGGGGGUUUUCCCUGUGAAAUGCAAUCCUGAUCGGUACCUAAUAGAGGAGAUUGUCUCCCAUGGUCGCUAUAUUAACUUCGGCCUUGAAGCCGGAUCCAAGCCCGAACUUCUACUGGUCAUGGCCGCCAUGUGCAGGGCCAGCAACGACGCUUUCCUGAUCUGUAACGGAUACAAGGAUGUCGAAUACGUGGAAAUGGCGCUGGUAGCCCGGACCAUGGGUCUGAAUACUAUGAUUGUUUUGGAGCAGUUGGAAGAGCUCGACAUUGUCAUUAAGGUUAGUAACCAGUUGCAAAUUCGGCCUGUCAUCGGUGUGCGGGCGAAGCUGAGUACCAAACAUGCAGGUCAUUGGGGCGAGACCUCGGGUGAAAAAGGAAAAUUUGGCCUGUCUACUUCCGAAAUUGUACAGGUUGUUAAACGAUUGCGGAAGGUGGAUAUGUCGGAUUGCCUGCAGCUCCUGCACUUUCACAUCGGUUCUCAGAUCCCAUCACUUUCCAUUGUUAGAGAGGGCGUUAGCGAGGCUGCGCACAUCUUUUGCGAGCUAGCGCUCAUGGGUGCCAACAUGAAUGUCAUUGACAUUGGAGGUGGUCUAGGCGUGGACUAUGACGGGACGCACUCUUCAUCCUCUGAUAUGUCUAUCGGCUAUAAUAUGGAGGAAUAUGCGGAAACGGUUGUCGAGGCCAUUAAGGAUGCAACCGUCCAGAAGAAUGUGAAGCAGCCUAUUCUAUGCUGCGAGAGCGGGCGUGCGCUCGUUUCUCACCACUCGGUGCUUGUAUUCGACGUUUUUUCGGCACACAAGAAUGGUGGGACUGGGUCCGACCGCGGCAUUUCCUACAACAUAGACGGUCUUCCUGAAGAGUUGAAGUAUCUGAGGGAUGAUUUUGCGAGGAGUCUUGACAAUGGGGACCCUGAGUGUAUCUUGAUGUGUGCGAAGAAGCUCAAGAACGAGAGCACCCGUCUGUUUAAGCAAGGAUUGCUUGGCCUCGAGGUUCGUGCAGCCAUUGACGAGUUGUUUGAAACGGUCUCUGUCUACGUUGGCCAGCAGAAAAAUGAUAGUUCCAUGAACCUCGUGAAUCAGAAUGGUUGUGAUGACCAAUGUAGACCUCGUGAAGCAGGAAGCGACAGUUCCGCAACUUAUCAUAUCAAUUUAUCCAUCUUCAAGUCCAUUCCGGAUAGUUGGGCCAUCGGUCAGCUCUUUCCAUUUGUACCUCUGCAUCGAUUGGAGAGUCAGCCGACUGAGAGAGUCAUCCUCUCUGAUCUCACAUGCGACAGUGACGGAAAGGUUGUGACUUUCAUAGGGAAUGACAAGUUCGGAGCGGAGACUGCGAAUCAUCUGCCCCUUCAUGAGCUUGAAGAUGACAAGCCCUAUUACAUGGGAAUGUUCCUAGGAGGAGCUUAUCAGGAGGUUCUUGGAAGUUUGCAUAACCUCUUUGGUAAUCCUCAUGUCGUUCACGUAGUGCCAUCGAAGAGUGCUGGCGGAGUCCGCAUAACAAAGUUUCUUCCUGGUCAGAAUCUGGCGAAUGUGUUGUGCGCAAUGAAUCAUGCGCCGCAAUUGAUGUAUGAGAACCUGAAAGAACGAGUUGACAAUUAUUUGCGGGAGGGUACCUUGGAGAAGGAGAACGCCGAAGUGAUACUGAUGUCCAGUUUCAGUUCAUACACAUAUCUUGCUCCAGAUAAGCACAGCCGUGCUUUCCAUCAGAACAAGUUCAUUUACUCUUAAGGCACCAGUUAUCGUGCCUUCUCAUAAGCUCCUUUUUUUAAAAAAUAUAUUAAUUUUUUCUUUUAGGUUUUUAAGUUUCGCUGUCCAGUUAUACAGAUUUAGGCAUGGGCUUUGCAUUCACCGUGGGAUUGACAGUGUCCAUGGUGUUCGGAGAUUAUUGUUUCUCGCCCAAUUCUACACAUUCAUUCUACCCAAUAGACGCUGCACUUUACCAAUUGCGAAGUUGUGUAUUUUGUCCUCUACGUUCACUUUCACAUUUUAUCGAAUUCGGCACGAAGUUUAAAGAAUGUUACCAUGCUCGCAAGAGUUUUUUUGAAA